CCUGGCCCAGGCGCGGGGUCCAAGAUGGUGGCGCUAGGAGCCGCGACCCAGUGAUAGCGGCCGUGGAGGGGCCCCCGACCGAGCGGGAGGUUGGGGGUAGCCUGGAGAUUCUGAAGACAGGAAUAAGAUGAAGGAAUGGAAAUCAAAGAUGGAAAUGUCUGAAGAAAAGAAGUCAGCAAGGGCUGCAUCCGAAAAACUCCAAAGACAGAUCACCCAGGAAUGUGAGUUAGUUGAAACCAGUAAUUCUAAGGACAGAUUAUUGAAGCACUGGGUAAGCCCUUUAAAGGAUGCAAUGAGACAUCUCCCUUCCCAAGAGAGCAGUAUCAGGGAAAUGCAUAUUAUCCCCCAGAAAGCCAUUGUGGGAGAGAUUGGCCAUGGAUGUAAUGAAGGAGAAAAAAUACUUUCUGCAGGAGAAAGCUCCCAUAGAUAUGAGGUUAGUGGCCAAAACUUCAAACAGAAGUCAGGAUUAACUGAACAUCAGAAAAUUCAUAAUAUAAAUAAGACCUAUGAAUGUAAGGAAUGUGGAAAAACCUUCAACAGGAGUUCAAACCUGAUCAUACAUCAGAGAAUUCAUACAGGAAAUAAGCCAUAUGUGUGUAAUGAAUGUGGGAAAGACUCUAAUCAAAGUUCAAAUCUUAUUAUACAUCAGAGAAUUCAUAUAGGAAAGAAACCUUAUAUAUGUCAUGAAUGUGGAAAAGACUUCAAUCAGAGCUCCAAUCUGGUGAGACAUAAGCAAAUUCACAGUGGUGGGAAUCCCUAUGAGUGCAAAGAGUGUGGGAAGGCUUUUAAGGGAAGCUCAAACCUUGUCCUGCACCAGAGAAUCCACAGUAGGGGGAAGCCAUAUUUAUGCAAUAAAUGUGGGAAGGCUUUCAGUCAAAGCACAGAUCUUAUUAUACAUCACAGAAUUCACACUGGAGAGAAACCCUAUGAAUGUUAUGACUGUGGACAGAUGUUCAGUCAAAGUUCACACCUUGUCCCACAUCAGAGAAUUCACACUGGAGAGAAACCCCUCAAAUGUAAUGAAUGUGAAAAAGCCUUCAGGCAGCAUUCUCACCUUACUGAACACCAGAGACUCCACAGUGGAGAGAAACCCUAUGAAUGUCACAAAUGUGGGAAGACCUUCAGUGGGCGCACAGCUUUUCUUAAACAUCAGAGAUUGCAUGCUGGAGAGAAACUUGAAGAAUGUGAGAAAACCUUCAGCAAGGAUGAGGAGCUUAGGGAAGAGCAGAGAAUUCACCAGGAAGAGAAAGCUUAUUGGUGUAAUCAGUGUGGUAGGAAUUUCCAGGGCACCUCAGACCUCAUCAGACAUCAGGUAACUCAUACAGGAGAGAAAACAUAUGAAUGUAAAGAAUGUGGGAAAACUUUCAAUCAGAGCUCAGACCUUGUGAGACAUCAUAGAAUUCACAGUGGAGAAAAACCUUGUGUAUGUAGCAAAUGUGGGAAAUCUUUUAGGGGCAGCUCAGAUCUUAUUAGACACCAUCGUGUUCAUACUGGAGAGAAACCCUAUGAAUGUAGUGAAUGUGGGAAAGCCUUUAGCCAGAGGUCACACCUUGUUACACACCAGAAAAUCCAUACUGGAGAGAAGCCCUAUCAGUGCACUGAAUGUGGGAAAGCCUUCAGGCGGCGUUCACUCCUUAUUCAACAUCGGAGAAUUCAUAGUGGUGAGAAACCCUAUGAAUGUAAGGAAUGUGGGAAGCUCUUCAUUUGGCGCACGGCUUUCCUCAAACAUCAGAGCCUGCAUACUGGAGAGAAACUUGAAUGUGAGAAAACCUUCAGCCAGGAUGAGGAGCUUAGGGGAGAGCAGAAAAUUCACCAGGAAGAGAAAGCUUAUUGGUGUAAUCAGUGUGGUAGGGCUUUCCAGGGCAGCUCAGACCUCAUCAGACAUCAGGUAACUCAUACAAGAGAGAAACCAUAUGAAUGCAAAGAAUGUGGGAAAACUUUCAAUCAGAGCUCAGACCUUCUGAGACAUCAUAGAAUUCACAGUGGAGAAAAACCUUAUGUAUGCAACAAAUGUGGGAAAUCUUUUAGGAGUAGCUCAGAUCUUAUUAAACACCAUCGUAUUCAUACUGGAGAGAAACUCUAUGAAUGUAGUGAAUGUGGGAAAGCCUUCAGCCAGAGGUCACACCUUGCUACACACCAGAAAAUCCAUACUGGAGAGGAACCCUAUCAGUGCAGUGAAUGUGGGAAUGCCUUCAGGCGGCGUUCCCUCCUUAUUCAACAUCGGAGACUUCAUAGUGGUGAGAAACCCUACGAAUGUAAGGAAUGUGGGAAACUCUUCAUGUGGCGCACGGCUUUUCUCAAACAUCAGAGACUGCAUGCUGGAGAGAAACUUGAAGAAUGUGAGAAAACCUUCAGCAAGGAUGAGGAGCUUAGGAAAGAGCAGAGAACUCACCAGGAAAAGAAAGUUUAUUGGUGUAAUCAGUGUAGUAGGACCUUCCAGGGCAGCUCAGAUCUCAUCAGACAUCAGGUAACUCAUACAAGAGAGAAACCAUAUGAAUGUAAAGAAUGUGGGAAAACUCAAUCAGAGCUCAGACCUUCUGAGACAUCAUAGAAUUCACAGUGGAGAAAAACCUUACAUAUGCAACAAAUGUGGGGAAUCUUUUAGGAGCAGCUCAGAUCUUAUUAAACACCAUCGUGUUCAUACUGGAGAGAAACCUCAUGAAUGUAGUGAAUGUGGGAAAGU
Molecule: messenger RNA, 2683 nt
Organism: Pan troglodytes (chimpanzee)
Lineage: Eukaryota; Metazoa; Chordata; Mammalia; Primates; Hominidae
Gene: ZNF594
Product: zinc finger protein 594
Source: RefSeq, a predicted model, not a curated record